Messenger RNA from Aspergillus caelatus, 847 nucleotides. RefSeq lists its product as uncharacterized. The transcript is spliced from 2 exons. The record is from RefSeq and is a predicted model, not a curated record. Lineage: Eukaryota; Fungi; Ascomycota; Eurotiomycetes; Eurotiales; Aspergillaceae. The coding region runs from base 157 to 669 and encodes 170 amino acids.
ACAAGCAAGACAACCGACGUAUAACACAUCAUGGGGGGCUGACCAGGGGCAUGUCCCAGCGCACAUCAACAGAAGCUCAUCGACCAGGCUCUCCAACGCUGUAGGAGGCGCAGGAGCCUUUGCCAACGUCCGCCGGGCAACCCAGCCGCGACACGUAUGAAGAAACAGAUGGCUACCUUUUCACACAAUUCGAGCAGAGAUGGAGAACAGAAGACACGAAACGACAACACCAAGCACAGUAAAAAAAACAUAAAAAAAAACUCAACAAACAUAGAUGAACAAAAACACCUCAGUCCAGCUCAAGUUCAUAUGUCCGAGCAGAACACCUCGAAUGUACUUACAUGGUUGGUCGGGGGAACGACAUGCGAAUCGAAUCAGAACGGUUGUGAGGUCUAUGCAGAACAAACCCGAACGCUGCUGAAGUCGGCCGGCGCGCUCGGGGGUCGACCAGGUAAUGAAACAGGACACAAUGCGAAUCGCAACGAAGAGUCGACAGAGGCCAUCCCACGCGAAAUCUUUUUGGGGCACAUUGCAAGAAAAAAUGAUGCAAAGCUGAACAGGAAUACAAACACAAGAAACACAUGCCCAGGUCUAUUUGUCGGACGCCGGAUAAAAGCCACACACCAUCCCAUCUACCCACUCAUAAUGGAUGGAAAGAAACAAAACUGAACCAGGACCACCACAAGAUUUGCAUCUGCACAGCCGAUGCCGAAACGGUGGAACGGCGCAGAUUCCAUAUAGUGACCCGUAAAUCCCUAUUAGAGUGAUCUGGCGCGUGUCUUCAGCAAGCUAGACUCAUUGAGAUACUUCAGAGGCCUAGUAGUCUUCCGACCAAAAAGAAAAAUUU